Musa acuminata subsp. malaccensis (wild Malaysian banana) is the source of this 1565-nucleotide messenger RNA. RefSeq names its product non-structural maintenance of chromosomes element 4 homolog A. Gene Ontology annotation, biological process: DNA repair. Lineage: Eukaryota; Viridiplantae; Streptophyta; Magnoliopsida; Zingiberales; Musaceae. The record is from RefSeq and is a predicted model, not a curated record. Gene Ontology annotation, cellular component: Smc5-Smc6 complex; nucleus.
CCUAAUUUUGACGGGAAGGGAAAGAGCGCGGUCGGGAUUGGAACUCCGAAAUUGGCCUGCCGCUCUUAUCUCUUACAAUUCCAUCUGUCUCUUCCCCCAAAACCCUUGCGCUGGCCGCUGCUUCUUCCCUCUCCUACCUGCCGUUCAUGAUCGAUAAUUGGCCAGGAAUCGUUGGAGGUGUCGGGGUUGCAGUGUGAGAUUGGAUUUCCUGACUGCGCACACUAUGGUGAGGGCAACGAAGCAGCGACUUCCGGAAGGUAGGGGCGGAGGAGGAGGGGAGAACGGGCAGGGCAACGAUGCCGGAGCCGCGUCGUCAAAUCGCCAAGGGACAGCGCAUCGUCGGGUUCUUCGAUCCCGGUAUCUGGCCGUGAAGAACAUGAUCAGCGAUAAGAGGGAAGAUAUCACGAAAGUUGAUUCCGACAAAUUCAACUCAAUUAUCACGGAGGUUGAGAGCUUGCACGAACUUGUUCAGAAGCCCAGGGAGCAAGUAGCAGAUGCAGAGGCUCUUUUAGACAUUGCCUGCACCCUGGUAACAUCAGUUAAAUCUCAAACAAAUGAAGGUGUGACCCCUUCAGAUUUUGUUACCACCCUCCUGAGGAACUUCGGUGAACAAAAUGGUGGAUCAGACUUGGGGAGUACUUUGAACAAUCUCCAUUGGUCAGAUGUUGGUCAUGCUGUCUCCCAUGUUUUCAGAAGUGCACCUGGAUAUCAUACAAUGAUCGGUCCCAUGAAUACUGAAUUGAAGCAGCGGAAGGUUGUUGCUCAGAGAAAACGAACAAGACCAACUGAAAGCACUCAUCCUGAAGAGCUUGCUGAUGCUGGAACUGAAGUGAAAACUGACACAGACAAGAAUAUGUCAACCAUGUUUGAUAUCUUAAGAAGAAAGAGAAGUGUGAAGUUGGAAAAUCUGGUUCUGAAUAGAGAAUCUUUUGCACAGACAGUAGAGAAUAUAUUCGCCCUAUCAUUUCUGGUAAAAGAUGGAAGAGCAGAAAUCAUAGUGAAUGAUAGCAGGCACCAUAUUGUCUCUCCAAGAAAUGCUCCUGUGGCCACCGCUGUGGCUUCGGGUGAUGUCUCAUACAGUCAUUUUGUUUUCAGAUUUGACUUCAAGGACUGGAAGUUGAUGAUAGAUAAUGUAGAUGUUGGAGAAGAGUUGAUGCCACACAGGAUACGUGCAAAUACAUCUGGCUCAGAGGUUGGUGGUGUUGAGUCAGCUGCGCCUGCAACACCUAUCCGAAAGCUGACUAGAAAUCGGGGAUUGGUGAUACAGGAAGAAUCUAUUGUUGAGGACUCUCCAGAAACUGAUACUGGUGUCCAAAAUGUCAAGAAAAAACGCCUCUUUGGUUAGAGAUAUAGAUGAUAGUAGAGCUAGAAUUUGGCUAGCUUAAUCUUGAGCGUCAGCCGCUAUUAUGUUCUGCAGCUGCAGUGCUGGAGGGCAUAUACUGUAGCAGUGUUGUAUUCUAUGUUUUAAGAUGUAACGGGUAAAUUAUCGUUGACUGGCGCCUCAUUCGUUGUUAUACUAACUCGUGGAAGGUAUUAAUAGAUCUUUUGCCAAUUUUGAGUGAUAA